Spirometra erinaceieuropaei is the source of this 3910-nucleotide messenger RNA. NCBI's taxonomy places the organism in Eukaryota, Metazoa, Platyhelminthes, Cestoda, Diphyllobothriidea, Diphyllobothriidae. The record is from the annotation of a GenBank genome assembly.
AUGGCGGCCCUCAAAGCCUCAUCGGAAAAGAUUAUUGAUGGCUACAAGGUAACCCAUAAGAUCUUUGUGCAUACUCGGCAAAGGCUAUAAUCGAAGAGGCAGACAUACAGCUAAAAGAAGCCAAAAAAUUCAUUUAUGAUUUUGAGAAAGAAGUCAUCAAAACUUCAUACCAGGAGCGCUUUCAUGCUGUACUUGCUGAAAGAGUUAUGCGAUUUUUGGAGGAACACCUUCGCGGAAGGGUACGUACGUUUGGGAGUUUCUAGUUUCUCGAGAAACUAGUUAACUCAUCAGUUAACUUCAAACUGUUGAUUCAAAAUUAGGCGUAAUUUGCAACAAUUUUCAUAUUGUCAGCUUACUUAGAGGGCAUUUUUUAGAAAAUGCGUUACAAAACAUGACUGGCUUUUCUUACAAAGCAACCAAAUAUUUAAGAGCAACCACAAAGCCGCUAAGACAUCCAGAAAACGCCCCGACGGUUGAGAUUUGCAGCGCUCCAGUAGGUAUUGGAACGAGUUAUCUGCUCGUCUGCUUGUUAAUCCCAGUUGAUUUCUGAAAGCAGACGCAAUCAAACCAAAUUGAUUAAGAGGUGUUGUAUGCAUUCAUAGUUUAACGUUACUCUCUGCGGUGGCGACGGAGUGCAGUACUGUUAUACUUAGUGAAAAUUUGGUUGUUUACUCUGUUUUAAAAAGACAACGCCAUUGGCAUAUAUAAUUCUUACUGGAUCCAGGAAGCUUUCAUGAAUAACGUUUUUCCGCGGUCUAGCAGCCCUCCCUCCUUAUCAUUUCUGAGCUUUCCCGUGUUUCUUUAGUGUUUUGACAAUUUUUCCAAUUUGAUCAUUUUCCACUGUUUAAAUGUCCGAGCUUCUGCAGCUUUAUUGUUGAUCAAUGAGAUUUGUCCGUUAGUCGCCUUACUCCUAAAGGUCUGCCUUUAAGCUUCUGGUGACCGCGUUUUUCAUCGCGCACCUACCCACAGAAAGGCGACGGAAUAUACCCGAUAACUUAAUUCCCGGAUACAUCGUUGAAAUUUACCUCCGCCUGGCUGGUUAGGUAAACGGAGCAGGCGUUUCUUCUCAUCAGACGAUAAAUCCUGCAAUCAGACCAAUGAUGGCAUUCGUUCAACCCAGGAUCACUCUUCUACUGCUGGAGAGCGCAGUACAGCACAAGCUGUUGAGUAGUUGAUUUUGGUACUCCUUAACAAGGAAUGACAAGAAAAAGUAGCAAACGAUCCUGAUUUUAGCGGACUAUGCAUCUUCUCACCAAAAUGGUUGGAAACGUUCUGGGCAUAACAUUAGUGUCUGCGUAUGGUCCAUGGUCUUAGAAACAUGCAUCUACAAGUGUGGCGGAUUAAGCAUAAGACUUACUGAUUUGCAACUCCAUUAAAAUAUGCCGCCAUAAGAGUUUUUAACUGACUUUAAAGCUUGUUAUUUUAUCAUUUCUCAUGCGUUGACAUUACUCCUUCGAGCUGACAUUUUUUAAAUAAGUGAAAAGAUCUGAUAAAUGCAUUUCAUCGUGUACUAAAUAUCGUUCUACUUUUAUCCAACAUAAAGGAUACACUAGUAGAACAACUUCGUUUGAAGAACUCGACGCUGAAAAUUCAAAAGAAGAAACUUUUGGCACAGUUGCGGCAGAAGGAAGAAAUGGGCGAAGUUCUUCAUGAAGUCGACUUCGAACAGUUAAAAAUUGAAAAUGCUACAUUUCUUGCAUCGAUCGAUGCAAAGAAUCACGAGCUUUUGCGUCUCAAACUGACCGCCGGCAGAACACUGCAAGUUGUGAAUGCAUACAGGGUAGAAGGAAUUAUUUUUGAACGACGUAAUAUCUAGAGGAAGUUAAGCACAGUGUUACAGGAGGCCAAGGUAUUACGGUCUGAGAUCCAAACCCGGAGAGACCUGAUGGAACGUACGAAGGCUGAGAUAGAAAGUUCGAGAAAGGUAAGCGCUCAGUUGUCAAACGGUCGCUACGAAAGCGGUUCCCCUGUGCAGAAAGUUCUUCUUUUUCAUAACAGUAAGCGGAACAAAUGAGCAAAUUAGUUAACUCGACAAUUAAUUACAGUCCUAGCUGUUGUCUCCCCUACACUGGCUUUCAAGGUCUCAGACUUAACUUAAUAACCAUUAAAAAUACACCAGACUUGACGAUGUUUCUAGAAUAGUGAGUCAGAUCACGAUAAGAACAAAAGCCAAGGACCAACCUAUUUCUCUAGACGAGAGAAAGACAGACGGAAGUACAUGCCUGCCUGAUAAAAAGUCAAGGCGCAAACUCACACGUAAUAUUUUUCCAAACUUACAUCUGUGGAAUAAGAAAAACCCUGUAUCGUCUAUUAAGCGUCACAUCGAAUUAAGACCUCCUCAACAGUAUUAAGUCCGCCUUCCCAUUUAUUAAUCAAGUAGACCCCUAACUACGAAAAAUGAUCAUUUCCGUCCUGUUGUCAGGACAGAUUGAUGCACGCCACUUUCAUGUAUGCAUAUCAACCCGGCAUGUCUUUGAAGCAUGUCUACCCCACCUUUUCAGGAAAAAGAGCAGGUUGAAGCUGCUACCGCCAAUCUGAAACAGCUGAUUGGAGACUAUCGCGUGCCAGCCGCAUUCGCCUACGUGGAUUGUGUUCGAGACAUGCGCACACUGAGAAGAAAAGAGAAGAUACAUGAGCGUAAAGUGGCCAUAGCCAAGGUUAGUGAAACGCAGCAAUUGGUUGACAAAUCGCUGCAAGUCACGUUGCCUGAGAAGGCUACAUAGACUGCGGCUAAGCAUUGUAGUGUGUCCAAUAAAAUUACAAAAACCAAACACUAUAACAGUCACUGCUAAAAGGACUAUACGAAGUUGAAGAAUUUUAACAUAAACCGAGAAUAGACUUCAUUUUUAUCAUCAACGAGGAAAAAUAGACCACAUAAACUUGUGUAGGACGAAGAAGCGGUGGUCCUACGACACUAAGUGAUUUUCAAGCGACUUUACUUCCAAGGGGUUUUUAGACCCUCGAUCAGGAAAUGUUACCAUGUGCUACCUGAUCGGACUACGCCACUUUCUAUCCAUUUGGUCGAUCGACCAACAGAUAUUUGCAUUCGUUGUAGAAGUCGAUUUUGAUAAGGCGCUCGCUGGGAUAUGCACGGCAUCAGCCAAUCUAUUGAACUGACGCAUGCAUACAUCUCCGUUUUCGCUCUGCCUUGGCAACACGGUUCCAGUAAUCGCUCAGUGACAACAAUGGGCAUCAAAAUAGCUCCCGUGUUUAGACUUCCUGGUGAAGAGUGGGAGCGAUGGGUAUCCCGGCUAAAAUGCAACCCCUGCGUCUGGUUGCCAAUACCUAUAACCAAACUGCUUUUGAGCAAAUCAUCGUCCAAGCGAGGCAGCCCAUACUACAUCACACGAGCACUAGAGGUGCAUAUACGCGCCUUUUUCUGUGUCCAUUGUUCUUGCGGAUCACCGUAUAAGUGAAACCACAGAGGGCAGUAACCGCUGUCUGAGCUCUUAGCAGUGGAUUAAAAAACAGUAACACAUACGGGGUGCUCUACAUGCCGUCUGACCUCUAACGAAUCCCUUUUUGCACUUUCGCAUUACGUUACGUGAAUUCCCCCAUAGUACAUUUGCAGGGACCAAAUCUCAAAAAACUUUAAUUGGCGGACAAUAAAGGCAUCAAGUUCUAACUGACGAAAAGACUAAUGGUCUAUCCUGUGUUUCGACGUCCACCCAUAGAAAAUUAGGUAGAUAGACAUCAGAAGGGUAUGUCUCUUCCUAUUUCCUUGCCGAGUACUUUUCACUUCGUUGCAAAUUUCAUUCCAAAAGAACUAUACCCUCGGAAGAUUUAAAACCAGAUUCUCGCUGAAAAAAAACACUACGAACUACUCUUUAUUUUGUUUCAGAUUACCCUUCAAAGACACCGAAAGUUGUGGGCUGAGGCUCUGCGAUCACGAGGAAUCAAACCAUACUAG